Cyprinus carpio (common carp) is the source of this 1065-nucleotide messenger RNA. It is a transcript of the gene ccr9b, whose product is annotated as chemokine (C-C motif) receptor 9b. Gene Ontology annotation, cellular component: membrane. Gene Ontology annotation, biological process: chemotaxis; immune response; G protein-coupled receptor signaling pathway. Gene Ontology annotation, molecular function: scavenger receptor activity; chemokine binding; chemokine receptor activity. The record is from RefSeq and is a predicted model, not a curated record. Lineage: Eukaryota; Metazoa; Chordata; Actinopteri; Cypriniformes; Cyprinidae.
AUGGCAAAGAAGACUAUUGGCAAUGACUUUCUAGGCCAGUAUGUUCCUAGAAACUAUAAAUCAUACCUGGGUGGAUUAUGUAACAAAGAGUUGGUGCGACAGUUCAGUAAGACCUUCGAGCCCCCUUUCUACUGGAUCAUCUUUGUUGUGGGGGCUUUGGGCAACUUACUUGUUGUCUGCAUCUUCACAACUGUGCGUAACCGCCUCAAGACCAUGACUGAUGUGUACCUGCUCAACCUGGCAGUGGCUGAUCUUCUGUUCCUAGGCACUCUUUUGGGAACUUGCCUGGGGUGGGUUUUCAACCAUGAUGUUUGCAUGGUGGUUUUUGCCUGGCAGUGGCUGAUCUUCUGUGCUUUGGUGUUUGCCCUUUACAUUGCUAUCGUUCAUGUAACCGAAGCACACAACUACAAAAACAAACGAAUGCUGUAUAGAAAGAUAACUUGUGUUUUUGUGUGGCUCGCCUCUUGCUUCUUAGCGCUACCAGAAUUUCUCUUCACUAAAGUGAAAAACAUUGACUCCCAGAGCACUUCCUGUGUCAUGGUGUACUCAAUCACAGACAACAACCGUACCAAAGUCUUGGUGUUAGCUUUACAGAUCUGUGUCGGCUUCCUACUUCCAUUGCUUGUCAUUGUGUUGUGUUACUCAGUCAUUAUUCGUAAACUCAUGCAGGCUUGAAGCUUUGGAAAACACAAGGCUUUAAGGGUCAUCUUUGCAGUUAUGGCUGCUUUUGUCUUACCAUUCAGUGGAUAUCUGAGUAUAGAAGCAGGCCAAGCCAACAAUGCUACAAUAACAAACUGUGAAGUCAUGCAAAGCUUAGACAUGGCUGGGCAAAUUGUGAAGUGUCUUGCCUACACACACUGUUGUCUGAAUCCCAUCCUGUACAUAUUUAUCGGCAUUCGCUUUCAGAAGGAUCUCUUCAGCCUGCUUCAGCACAUGUCCUGUUGCCUGGGACUGGUCAACAAAAGCAAACUGCAACAAGUUCCCAAGAGGCCCUCUGUUAUGUCUGACACUGACACCACCCCUGUUUUUUCUUUAUAGACCAGCCUAGAGCAUUGACAACCUUUU